This is a messenger RNA of Coffea eugenioides, 1677 nucleotides long. RefSeq lists its product as uncharacterized. The record is from RefSeq and is a predicted model, not a curated record. Bases 1 to 1677 code for a protein of 558 amino acids. NCBI's taxonomy places the organism in Eukaryota, Viridiplantae, Streptophyta, Magnoliopsida, Gentianales, Rubiaceae. The transcript is spliced from 3 exons.
AUGAACGAGCUGGAGAUGUUGUCUAUUCAGCAACAGUUGUCUGAACUGACAUCUUUUGUUCGACAAUUAGCUGUAGGGAAUUCUCAAGAAGUUAAGGUGUGUGGAAUCUGUACAAAUGUAGGGCACUCUACAGAUACAUGUCCAAUGCUGCAAAAAGAUGGGGAGGAACAGGUGAAAAUUGCUGGUGGCGUGCCCGCACCACGCAGACAGUAUGAUCCCUACUCAAAUACAUACAAUCUUGGGUGGAGGGAUCACCCCAAUUUCAGCUACGGUUACAGGCAACAGAAUUCCUUCCCAAAUCGUCCUCUAGGAUUUCAGCAAUCAUACCAACCAAAGUCUCAACCUUCUUUCUCUAGUUCAUCAGACGCAAAUGAGUCAAUUAGCAACUACAGUCAAUCAUUUAGAAGCCCAGGUGGAUGGGAGAUUACUUCACAACCUGAAGUGAAUCCAAAGAACGUAAGUACCAUGACCCUCAAAAGUGGGAAAGAAAUCGAAGGUCCCAAACUAGUGAUUCUCAAGGACAAAAAUGAGGAUCAAAUUGAUAAAGAGUUGGAAGAAGAAGGAAUGGACAAGACGACUCCUGAGAUAAUCUCUGAUUCGGUGAUUAAAGCUAGGGCCAAUCCAUCACCUUUUCCUAGUAGGCUGGAGAAGCCAAGGAAGCAAGAGAAUGAAAAAGAAAUAUUAGAGGUAUUUCGAAACAUCCCUUUAUUGGAUGCAAUCAAGCAGGUGCCCAAGUACGCCAAAUUCUUGAAGGACUUGUGCGUUAAUAAAAGAAAGUUGAGGGGAGAUGAACGAGUUGUGAUGGGGAAGAACGUAUCAGCAGUGAUGCAAAAGAAACUACCGCCAAAAUGUGCAAAUCCAGGUAUGUUCUCUAUCUCAUGUAGAAUAGAGAAUACUAAGAUUAGAGAUGCGAUGCUAGAUUUAGGAGCGUCAAUUAAUGUGAUGCCAAAGAACAUUUACACAUAUUUAAAUCUAGGACCACUAAAGGAAACUAGAAUUAUAAUUCAAUUAGCAGAUCGUACUAAUGCCUAUCCUGACAGGCUAAUUAAAGAUGUUCUGGUCAAAGUAAAUGACUUAGUGUUCCCUGCUAAUUUUUAUGUACUUGACAAGUAUGAUGAACACUCCCCUAAUCGAUCACCUCUUAUAUUAAGGAGACCCUUUUUGAGUACUGCUGAAACAAAAAUCGAUGUGAAAAGGGGUACCCUUACAAUGGAAUUUGAUGGGGAGGUGGUUCAUUUUAAUAUAUUUGACGUUAUGAAAUAUCCUCCCGAAUCCCACUCUGUUUUCGCUGCAAGUGUAAUUAAUCCUGUGGUCCAGGAAGUCUUUGAGUUGAAUGGCAGGGAUGAGUUAGAAGUCGCUUUUACCAAGCAUCUUGAGUUGGAAGCAAAUUAUGAUGUGGAGUUAAGUGCAGAGUUGAAGCACACAAUUGAAGCAUUACAAUCACUGGCACCAGUAGUAGAAUUAAAGCCUCUGCCAGAUCAUCUCAGAUAUGCAUACCUUGAUGAAGGGAAGACUCUUCUAGUCAUAAUUUCGGCUAAAUUAUCAGCCGUGCAAGAGGAAAAGUUGAUAAGGGUGCUACAAGAACACAAAGAGGCGAUCGGAUGGUCCAUUGCUGAUAUCAAAGGCAUAAGUCCUUCUUUGUGUAUGCAUCGGAUUAGGUUUGAAGAGGACGCAUAG